Molecule: messenger RNA, 510 nt
Organism: Brenthis ino (lesser marbled fritillary)
Lineage: Eukaryota; Metazoa; Arthropoda; Insecta; Lepidoptera; Nymphalidae
Source: the annotation of a GenBank genome assembly
AUGUCGACUCAGGCGUAUUACAAGGAGCGUCUCGGGUUCGACCCGCAGGAGGCUGUGCAAGAUGGAGUCAACGGGGGCUAUUACGACGGCCACCAGCCUAAACGUCAUCGAGGCGAACGUGCCGAGUCGCAUGACCAGGUUUACGAGGAGAACCUAACCAAAUUCAAAGAUGAGCGGGACGCGAUACAAAAGAAGACGUUCACGAAAUGGGUCAACAAACACCUUAAAAAGGUGAACCGUCAUGUGAACGAUCUGUUCGAGGAUCUGCGCGAUGGACUCAACCUCAUAUCGUUGCUGGAGGUGCUAUCUGGCGAACACCUCCCGCGCGAGCGAGGUCGCAUGCGUUUUCAUAUGCUGCAAAAUGUCCAAAUGGCGUUGGAUUUCCUCAGGUACAAGAAGAUCAAACUUGUUAACAUCAGAGCAGAAGAUAUAGUGGACGGCAACCCUAAGCUCACCCUCGGACUCAUCUGGACCAUCAUCUUACACUUCCAGUUAGAGCAGUCCCUGAGA